UCGGAUGCGACAACUGGCAGGAAUGGUGGACGUACGACGGAAUCUCAGGUCCUGGCUACUGGGGAUUAAUGAAUCCCCAAUGGAAUAUGUGCUCGAAGGGAAGAAGACAAUCGCCGAUCAACGUGGAACCUGACAAGCUGCUGUUCGAUCCCCACUUGAGGCACAUACACCUCGAUAAGCACAAGGUCAGCGGAAUGCUGCACAACACCGGUCAGAGUCUCGUCUUGCGCGUGGAUAAGGAUACGAAGCAGCACGUGAACAUCUCCGGAGGUCCUCUGGCCUACAGAUACCAGUUCGAAGAGAUAUACAUCCAUUACGGAAUAGUGAACGGUCAAGGAUCCGAACACCACAUCCAGGGAUACUCUUUCCCGGGCGAGGUAAGA
This is a messenger RNA of Nicrophorus vespilloides, 383 nucleotides long. Its product is annotated as carbonic anhydrase-related protein 10-like. The annotation marks the transcript as partial. Gene Ontology annotation, molecular function: carbonate dehydratase activity; zinc ion binding. The record is from RefSeq and is a predicted model, not a curated record. The transcript has 3 exons. NCBI's taxonomy places the organism in Eukaryota, Metazoa, Arthropoda, Insecta, Coleoptera, Silphidae.